AUGGAUUCCUUAAAAUUACCAACGACAGCCGCUCAGGCCAAAGCAUUUACUGCGCCAAACUCGAUAUUGUUCCCCAAAGGUAUAGAUUCCAAUUCCGACGAAUUUAAAGAAUCCGAAGCCAACGUAUUGGCAUCAGCAUCAGCAGCAUCAGCAUCAGCAUCAGCGGUAAAGAAAGAGCAAAGCUUGGAUAUUAUCGAGCCAAAGCAAGAUGAUGAUGACGGAGCUACUUCUGGUAUUGUGCCCACUUUGCAGAAUAUAGUGGCAACGGUGAAUUUGGACUGUCGGUUGGAUCUCAAAACAAUUGCCUUGCAUGCACGUAACGCCGAAUACAAUCCAAAACGUUUUGCCGCUGUGAUUAUGAGGAUCAGAGACCCAAAGACAACGGCUUUGAUUUUUGCCAGUGGUAAAAUGGUGGUUACUGGUGCCAAAUCAGAAGACGAUUCGAAAUUAGCAUCGAGGAAAUAUGCAAGGAUUAUUCAAAAAUUGGGGUUCAAUGCCAAGUUUACCGAUUUCAAGAUACAAAAUAUUGUUGGGUCAUGUGAUGUUAAGUUCCCAAUAAGAUUAGAGGGUUUAGCCUUCUCUCACGGUACUUUCUCGUCUUAUGAACCUGAAUUGUUUCCUGGUUUGAUUUAUAGAAUGGUUAAACCAAAAAUUGUGCUUUUGAUUUUUGUCUCUGGGAAAAUUGUUUUGACGGGUGCAAAGCAAAGAGAGGAAAUCUAUGCUGCUUUCGAAGCCAUAUACCCGGUCUUGAGUGAAUUCCGAAAGUCAUAA
Messenger RNA from Lodderomyces oxycetoniae, 771 nucleotides. RefSeq names its product TATA-binding protein (gene TBP1). NCBI's taxonomy places the organism in Eukaryota, Fungi, Ascomycota, Pichiomycetes, Serinales, Debaryomycetaceae. Gene Ontology annotation, molecular function: DNA binding; RNA polymerase II general transcription initiation factor activity. Gene Ontology annotation, biological process: DNA-templated transcription initiation. The transcript has a single exon. The record is from RefSeq and is a predicted model, not a curated record. The coding region runs from base 1 to 771 and encodes 256 amino acids.